UACGCCCGGGUGCUGGCGCUGCACCCGGAGGCGCCCGGCCUCUACAACUACCUGCCCUGGCAGUACGAGGCCGGCCAGGGCGGCCUCCUCUACUCGGCCGAGGUCGAGAUGCUGUGCGACCAGGCGUGGGGCAGCAUGCUGGAGGUGCCCGCCGGCUCCAGGCUCAACCUCACCGGCCUGGGCUACUUCUCGUGCCACUCCCACACCGUGGUCCAGGACUACUCCUAUUUCUUCUUCCUCAGGAUGGAUGAAAAUUAUAACCUCUUGCCUCAUGGAGUCAAUUUCCAAGAUGCCAUAUUUCCAGACACUCAAGAGAACAGAAGGAUGUUUUCCAGCCUUUUCCAGUUUUCGAACUGUUCCCAAGGGCAGCAGCUGGUGACUUUCUCCAGUGACUGGGAGAUCCAGGAAGACAAUAGGCUCAUGUGCUCCUCGGUGCAGAAGGCCCUGUUCGAGGAGGAGGACCACGUGAAGAAGCUGCAGCAGAAAGUGGCCACCCUGGAGAAGCGCAACAAGCAGCUCCGGGAGCGGGUGAAGAAGGUCAAGAGGUCCCUGCGGCAGGCGCGGAAGAACGUCACUGCUUCUAACAUCUCUGAAUUCGAGGUGAACUGCCCCAAUAACUGGGAACUUCUCCUGUGA
This is a messenger RNA of Galeopterus variegatus (Sunda flying lemur), 636 nucleotides long. RefSeq names its product coiled-coil domain-containing protein 3-like. NCBI's taxonomy places the organism in Eukaryota, Metazoa, Chordata, Mammalia, Dermoptera, Cynocephalidae. The transcript has 4 exons. Gene Ontology annotation, cellular component: extracellular region. The record is from RefSeq and is a predicted model, not a curated record. Gene Ontology annotation, biological process: negative regulation of gene expression. The annotation marks the transcript as partial.